This is a messenger RNA of Rotaria sp. Silwood2, 311 nucleotides long. The record is from the annotation of a GenBank genome assembly. NCBI's taxonomy places the organism in Eukaryota, Metazoa, Rotifera, Eurotatoria, Philodinida, Philodinidae.
AUGAAGAUUCGUAAUCUCUGGGCACAUCAUAACGAUGAUCAUCUAAGUAAUGGUGACAAAGCCGCACUCAAUACGUUGUAUCCACCUGCCAUUCGAGCAGGUAUAUGGACUCCUAAGCAAGGCACGACUGGUUUAUACUAUUGUGGAAAGCAUAAUAUGGAGGACAAUAAUGCGCCAUUUGGUAAAAUUGGCGUUGACGGCUAUUGCGGACCCAACAAUGGUCCAAACUGCCCUAUUUGUCGACACUAUGGUGGUAUACAAACACGGUAUAACGAUAACGGACGUCAGGCAAUACAGAGUGAAACUGGUUU